This is a messenger RNA of Juglans regia (Persian walnut), 1067 nucleotides long. RefSeq names its product classical arabinogalactan protein 4-like. Lineage: Eukaryota; Viridiplantae; Streptophyta; Magnoliopsida; Fagales; Juglandaceae. The record is from RefSeq and is a predicted model, not a curated record. The transcript has a single exon. The coding region runs from base 276 to 755 and encodes 159 amino acids.
CUCAUCAUGUUGUUGUUAUUAUAAAUAUUAAGUACAUGCACACAUGAUUUUAAAACGAUUCCAGAAAAGAAUCUUUACGCAUUAUUAUUGAUUAGGUUAAUCGCUGUCUCUGCUCAGCUCUCAACCCACCCACUUUUUCCUCUCCUUUUUAUACUCUUCCCCAUACUUUUCAGGCCCCCUCAUCCAGAACCUCUUAACUCUCUCAUCUAGCUACCUUAGUUUCUCUCCUGAACAUACUCCAUCUCACAAGUUUUUUCUCAGUUUUGAAGGUGAAGAUGAAGAUGGGUGUUUCUGGGCUCCAACUCUUUCUCAUCUUGGGUCUCUUGGCCUCCUCCUGCUUAGCACAGGGUCCAGCGUCUUCACCAAGGGCAACGCCGCCAACUGCCACCCCGCCCACCGCCACACCUCCCACACCAGUCCCAUCCCCGCCAGCACCAGUGCCGUCCCCUAAAACAUCUCCAUCUCCAGCCCCAGCUCCGACCACGCCCGCCCCAACUCCGACCACGCCCGCCCCAGCUCCUUCCACAACUGCACCAACCCCGGCCCCGACCAAGGCUCCCACUCCCUCGCCGGCAUCUCCUGCUCCCACCAUCUCUUCACCCCCUUCACCCUCUGCUCUUACUCCCGGCCCCGGAGCUUCCGCACCCGAGCCACCGGCUUCUGCUGAGCCACCGAGUGCUGCAUUCUCUACUAGCAAAGCCAUUGUUGCUGGGACCGCUCUUGUUGGAGCUUUCUUCGCCGUGGUUCUGGCUUAGACCGUGUUCGGGUCUGUCCACGUGGAGGCUUUCCAGUUUUAACUAGAUCUUUCUUUUCGAUUGACGGCUGGGAUCUAUUUAUUUCUCCUUCUAUGUUUUUUUUUUCCUUUUAAUUUCCUUUUUUUGAUAUAUUUUUUUUCUGUGUUUGUUUCAUUCAAAAUUGGGUUUGACAGAGGAUGCAUUUGGACGGUGAUGAUGAGAAUGAUUAUUUGGAGAUUCAUUUCUUCUGUGUUGACACGUGUAUCCAUUUGUAGAUGAGUCCCGUGUACAUCAGUUAAUAGUUGAAUAAAACUGUUUGUUAUUCUUUUCGUC